ACCUCCCAUGAAAGUGGUGAGUCCAGUAUGACUGGAGCCACGACCGUGGAGGGGGAGGGGGACUUCCCCUGCAGAAUCUGUGGCAAGGUGUUUCACAAAGUGAAGAGCAGAUCUGCUCACAUGAAGACUCACCGCAAGGUUGACAGGGAGGAGGAGAAGACUGAGAAGAUACUCGUGUCUGAAGCUAGCAAAGUGUCAGUUCUCCCCAUGUCCAACCACAUGAACACAUCUGAAGAGGACCUACAAGAUGCAUUUGAAUAAACGAUAAUUGCCUUUACUACAUUUUACCAUGGACAUACAUGUACGUGUAUCAGUGUGUACAAAAGACGCGAACAGUCCCCAUCCUCCUGUACAUGGGGAAUUUUACAGGUGUAGUGUUUUUAACCAGAAGUUUUAUUUUAUAGUGGUAUGUAAUAACGUAUAUUGUAAUGUCAUGAUUGAUCACUAUCAUUCCAAUAUACAUGUAUGUUUAAAUGAACUAAGCUAUUACACUAUUUACACUAUUUAUGUCUUUUUAAACAAGUCACAAAAUAGCUGUAGACUGAUUUUGCUUUGAUAUUUAAUGCUGCAGCAAAACCUGUAUUUGUUCACUGUAAUGUUGUAAUUCCUUUUUUACCCACUAGGUGAAACCUGUUUAUCGUUAGAUAACUAGACAUCAGCAGUGAGGAUGCUGCAGAAAGAGGGAAGGCCUUGUUUGAACAGUUUGUAUGCAAGCUUAAAAAUAUGCACUUGGCUGAUUAAUUUUGCAUAGCAUUUCUGUACAUAAAAAAUGGAUUGCAAAAAAAAUUGAUUUGAACCGAAAGCUUCCCAUUGACAGGAAGCUGAGGUAUUUAAGAAUUUUUAUAUCAUCAACGAAGAUUUGGUCAGAACAUGUUUAGAUUGGUCUUGUCAGUUUCCAUGCUUGUGAAUAUAUCCAGAACAUUGUGUGCACAAAGGAUUUAACAUCCUAGCAACCUGGGGAUACCAUGGAUGUAGGGAAUUAAUCUUUUUCUUUGGAACAAAUGACUUGUUUUUGUGUCUUAUACAUUGACAAGUAUGAGAUGGAAGGUUUCAGAUCACACCAGGCUACAACAACCAACCGACAAUCUACAAGACAGAGUGUAAGCUGGUGAGGUCUAACACCUUAAGAAAGGUAAUCAUUGGGUUAAAGUGAGGUUGUCGGCAUUUCCAACAACUGUAGAAUUUGUUGACAUUCACAAACAUGUACAAUUCACUGUCAACAAAGAUAUGUCAACUUUUUUGCACUACACACCAACAAUUCUCAUG
Molecule: messenger RNA, 1266 nt
Organism: Branchiostoma belcheri (Belcher's lancelet)
Lineage: Eukaryota; Metazoa; Chordata; Leptocardii; Amphioxiformes; Branchiostomatidae
Product: transcriptional-regulating factor 1-like
Exons: 2
Coding region: 28-261 (77 amino acids)
Biological process (GO): regulation of transcription by RNA polymerase II; negative regulation of DNA-templated transcription
Cellular component (GO): histone deacetylase complex; transcription regulator complex
Molecular function (GO): transcription corepressor activity
Source: RefSeq, a predicted model, not a curated record